This is a messenger RNA of Oncorhynchus keta (chum salmon), 5957 nucleotides long. Its product is annotated as ephrin-B2-like. Gene Ontology annotation, molecular function: ephrin receptor binding. The transcript is spliced from 6 exons. Gene Ontology annotation, cellular component: plasma membrane. The record is from RefSeq and is a predicted model, not a curated record. NCBI's taxonomy places the organism in Eukaryota, Metazoa, Chordata, Actinopteri, Salmoniformes, Salmonidae. Gene Ontology annotation, biological process: ephrin receptor signaling pathway; axon guidance. The coding region runs from base 587 to 1681 and encodes 364 amino acids.
UGCAAUGAACGCAAAGUGGUAUUGUGAACAGGAGAAGAGACCAGAAUAAGUUAACCGGGAUGCAUUAUUUUUGAAUGCGCCAAUUUUCACACCGACACUUCGCCUGUCAUUCAAGUUUGCUAGAAGAAGUUUAACCAAUAUUGUGCCAUAAAAGAUAACGGACGGAUGGAAGGGGCUAUUUUUGUCCGCUGAGACUCAAAGGGAUAAAAUAAUGGAGAGAACUCUGAAAGCAAUAACGCGUUAAUAAGCAUUCAAGUGAUGCAGUGUUUAUAAGAGCACAGAGGACAGCCCAUUAUCAAUUUGGGUCAGUGAAUGCUCGCUUAUAUACCAUAGUCCAAUGUUGUAUGCGCGCAGAGGGAAAUUGGAGCGAGCACGCCUGUGCAUCUGGAUGGCAAGGUAGUUUAUGGCACUUUGCAAAAAUAAUAGAUAAACGCCCACUAUCCAAAAUUAUCCUUUCAAGGUAGCCUAUUGGUAGGAUUUUCCACUGAUAAUCUGGACAAUCGGUGCAUAUUAAUUUGGAGAGUGGGUGGCCUUAUCAUCAUGCAAUGUCCCGUAUUGCUGGACACGUUUCAAACCAGAAACCUACAUGUGGCCGCUGAUACACUUUAAACGCAAGACUAGAGAGGCCGACACAUUGUAUCCCCUCACACAUUCCAACUACUUGGAGAGCCAAAGAGCAGGAAUGGCUUUCGCGUUUUGGGACGGCUGUAAUGGUUUGGGAUUUAUUUGGAUUUUUCUUGUGGAUUUACUGGGAAUAACUGCAAGUAACAUGGAACCUAUUUAUUGGAAUACAUUGAACAAGAGGUUUCAGGAUGACAGGGGGUAUGUGUUGUACCCCCAGAUAGGGGAUCGUCUAGAUCUGAUCUGCCCAGCCUCCAACCCCCAAGGCCCCCGCUCCCCCAGUGAGUAUGAGUACUACAAGCUGUACCUGGUGUCCACACGCGAGCAGGCUGACCGCUGUGAGGUGAUGGGUGCGCCAAACCUGCUGCUCACCUGUGACAAGCCCAACAGUGACAUGCGCUUCACCAUCAAGUUCCAGGAGUUCUCCCCCAACCUGUGGGGACAUGAGUUCAAGACCCUGCAGGACUACUACAUCAUUGCUACCUCAGAUGGGACGAGGCAGGGACUGGACAGCAUGAGAGGAGGAGUGUGCGUGACACGAGGGAUGAAGGUGAUUCUCAAAGUGGGACAGACUGCUUAUGGCCUCCCACCCAAACCCAAACCAGACCCAAACCGCUUCCACCCCAAAGGGAAUGGGACGAUACCCAAGGCAGGUGGCGAGGGCGAGGGGAACAACGGGAACAACGGGAACAACCCUCCAACCUCCUCUAGCGUGGCGGUGAUCGCUGGAGCGGUAGGGGGCGGAGCCUUCCUCCUCAUCGUGACUGCAGUCAUCUGUGUGGUGUGUUACCGCUGGCGACAGAACAAGCACUCUGAGACUCACCACCCCACCCUGACCCUGACCACCCUCACCCCCAAGAGGGGCAGCACCAGCGGGGCCGGCUGCUCCACCGGAGGCAACAACGGCUCAGAGCCCAGUGACAUCAUCAUCCCGCUGCGGACUUCAGACUCUGCCUACUGCCCGCACUAUGAGAAGGUGAGCGGGGACUACGGCCACCCCGUCUAUAUCGUCCAGGAGAUGCCCCCCCAGAGCCCAGCCAACAUCUACUACAAAGUAUGAGAGAGGGACAGCCACACAGCCCGGCUGACAUAGACAUACAGGUGUACCAACACAUAGACUGCUGUUUUCAACAUAGAAAUACAACUGUCCCUCUAGCUCCCUCUACUCCCUCACUCACCCCAACUCCCUCUCUAUGGCUGACUGUUUGGGAUGGCUAUCCUCAACCUCCUGCCCCAUGGACUGUGCUGUACAGUGCUCUGACACUGUGGAUGGAUGGAUGGAUGGAGGGGUGGUUGUGUCUGGGUGGGGGUAUUGAUCUGUUCCCUGCUGUGAACCCAAUGAUGGAGGUUGUGAGUCCUGGACAUGUGGGCCAUUAUGCUGACGGACUGUGGCAGCGACUCAGUCCCCACCUCUCACUCAAAGGGAGGACAGUGGAUAUGAAAUGUCAAACCUUUUCAAAGUGUUAGUGUGUGUGUUUGUGUGUGUGUGUGUGUGUGUGACGGAAUGUGUGUGCGUGCGUGCGUGCCUACGCAUAACCUGUAAGUCUGCUUGUGUUUGGUGUGUAAAACCAGUACCACAAGAACAAAUAUCAAAGCAAGAUUCUGAUUUCUACCCACUGUUAUCAUUUACAGAUGAUAUAAAAUCAUUAUUUCAUAACUCAUUUGUAGAUUUUUAUAUUUCCAUUCAGAUUUCUGUUAGACACAGUUUUCCUUGUAUGUAAUUGUACUGUAUGUUCUCCGUUUUAGAGUCUGGAUGAGAUCUAGGUACUUAUUUAUUUCAGUGUUUGUGUUUGUCUUCUCUUCUGUUAAUCCCAUUCUCUCGCUCACUCUACAAUGCCUUAGCAUUGAAAUAGUUCACUUUUCUGUAUAUAAAGUUUGACAGAGGAAGGAGGAAAAUACAACGGUACAAAGAGGCGUACUCAAUAAGAGGAAGAGAAUGACAGUAUUGGGAAAGAGGGGCACUCAAUAAGAGGAAGAGAAUGACAGUAUUGGGAAAGAGGGGUACUCAAUAAGAGGAAGAGAAUGACAGUAUUGGGAAAGUGUUUGAACAGAUGAUGCCACAAACACUGUGAUUCUCCCAUACUGUGCCUCCAGCUGCACAUCCAUAGCAACAGAACUGAAACCUUAACACACUGCAUUGUUCAUGUUGCUUCUCUACGCCCGCUGAAAGUGUUUUUUUUAGAGGUGAAUUAUAUAUGUUUGGUUUUGUUUCCCACACUGCACUGGUAACUGAUGACCUGUGGUUGGCCGCAGGAAUUAGUAAAGGUGAAAAGGUCGGAGUUCAUUGUUGAAAUGACACAGGCGAUAGUCAACAUAUACAGUUGAAGUCAGAAGUUUACAUACACUCAGGUUGGAGUCAUUAAAACUCGUUAUUCAACCACUCCACACAUUUCUUGUUAACAAACUAUAGUUUUGACAAGUCGGUUAGGACAUCAACUUUGUGAAUGACACAAGUCAUUUUUCCAACAAUUGUUAACAAAUAGAUUAUUUCACUUAUAAAUUCACUGUAUCAUAAAUCCAGUGGGUCAGAAGUUUACAUACACUAAGUUGACUGUGCCUUUAAACAGCUUGGAAAAUUCCAAAAAAUGAGGUCAUGGCUUCAGAAACUUCCAAUAGGCAUAAUUUGAGUCAAUUGGAAGUGUACCUGUGGAUGUCUUUCAAGGUCUACCUUCAAACUCAGUGCCUCUUUGCUUGACAUCAUGGGAAAAUCAAAAGAAAUAAGCCAAGACCUCCACAAAAAUAUUGUAGACCUCCACAAAUCUGGUUCAUCCUUGGGAGCAAUUUCCAAAUGCCUGAAGGUACCACGUUCAUCUGUACAAACAAUAGUACGCAAGUAUAAACACCAUGGGACCACGCUGCCGUCAUACCGCUCAGGAAGGAGACGUGUUCUGUCUCCUAGAGAUGAACGUACUUUGGUGCAAAAAGUGCACAUCGAUCCCAGAACAACAGCAAAGGACCUUGUGAAGACGCUGGAGGAAACAGGCACAAAAGUAUCUAUAUCCACAGUUAAACUUGUCCUAUAUCGACAUAACUUGAAAGGCCGCUCAGCAAGGAAGAAGCCACUGAUCCAAAACCAUCCAUAAAAAAAGCCAGACUAUGUUUUGCAACUGCACAUGGGGACAAAGAUCGUACUUUUUGGAGAAAUGGACUCUUGUCUGAUGAAACAAAAUAGAACUGUUUGGCCAUAAUGACCAUCAUUAUGUUUGGAGGAAAAAGGGGGAGGCUUGCAAGCAGAAGAACACCAUCCUAAUCGUGAAGCACGGGGGUGGCAGCAUCAUGUUGUGAGGGUGCUUUGCUGCAGGAGGGACUGGUGCACUUCACAAAAUAGAUGGCGUAAUAAGGAAGGAAAAUUAAGUGGAUCUAUUGAAGCAACAUCUCAAGACAUCUGUCAGGAAGUUAAAGCUUGGUCGCAAAUGGUUCUUCCAAAUGAACAAUGACCCCAAGCAUACUUCCAAAGUUGUGGCAAAAUGGCAAUUAAGGACAACAAAGUCAAGGUAUUGGAGUGGCCAUCACAAAGCCCUGACCUCAAUCCUAUAGAAAAUGUGUGGGCAGAACUGAACAACGUGUGUGAGCAAGGAGGCCUACAAACCUGACUCAGUUACACCAGCUCUGUCAGGAGGAAUGGGCCAAAAUGUACCCAACUUAUUGUGGGAAGCUUGUGGAAUGCUACCCGAAACGUUUGACCCAAGUUAAACAAUUUAAAGGCAAUGCUACCAAAUACUAAUUGAGUGUUUGUAAACUUUUGACACACCUGGAAUGUGAUGAAAGAAAUAAAAGCUGAAAUAAAUCAUUAUCUCUACUAUUAUUCUGACAUUUCACAUUCUUAAAAUAAAGUGGUGAUCCUAACUGACCGAAGACAGGGAAUUUUUAUGAGGAUUUAUGUCAGGAAUUGUGAAAAACUGAGUUUAAAUGUAUUUGUCAAAGGCGUAUGUAAUCUUCCGACUUCAACUGUAUAGUACCAUGUUGAAGUCCACCUGUCAAUGUGAUUUAGAGCUUCCUUUUUCUGCUGGACCCUUUCAACACUUAUGUGCACAUACUGACUGCUAUAGGUGAAACAUCUCUUUCAUUCUCUUGAAAGAUCUCUGUGGCUUUUAAACUCAGUCCUCAGGUCCCAGGACCACACCUCAUACACAGACAUAGAUGUAUUGUCUCAUAAAUGUUUUCAUACAAAGUAACUGAUUUCCACUGGAGUUGUUUUUAUGUUGCAUGAUGGUUUCUAUGAUGUUGAGGUUCAUAGUCAGAGCGUUGAAGGUAGUGACAGAGUGAUGGGAAACAUCCCAGAUCAGCUCCCGCUGGGUCUGAUGUCAUCCCUCUGUGACAUUUCAUCAUCACUCUGGGACAUUCUGGACCUCAUAUUGACAUCACAACCCUUCAAUAAUAUUGGACUCUGAUUGGACUACAAGCAACAGCACACUACCUGAGACAUGGCGGACAGACGCCUCUCACAAGAGAGGAAAAUAUAGAUUUCUUUGAUUGCUUGAAUACUCACGUCAUGUCCUUGUGUUCCUUCCAAGACAUUCAGCGUUGACAGGGACCAGCUGGACUCAGUAAGGCGAGUGUAAUUCUGCCGUCCAUUUUACCAUACCCUGUGUACCAUUUUCCAUAUACUGUAGUGUUUCAUUUGGUUUCAACAUCUUUCUCGCCUGCUGUUUUCCACUCAGUUAUUUUGUGGCAAUAACCUAAUCCAGAGAAGGAGGCGCUCUGGUUUUCACUUCAGAACUGAGGACAGACAGAUCAGACGUUGGUGAGACGAGGGAUACUGACAUGAGACAUUGGUGAGACGUGGGAUAAUGUUAUGACACAAGGGAUACUGUCACGAGACGAGAGAUACUGUCAUGAGACAGUGGUGAGACGAGGGAUACUGUCAUGAGACAAUGGUGAGACGAGGGAUACUGUCAUGAGACGUGGGAUACUGUCAUGAGACAUUGGUGAGAAGAGGGAUACUGUCAUGAGACGUGGGAUACUGUCAUGAGACGUUGGUGAGACGAGGGAUACUGACAUGAGACAUUGGUGAGACGUGGGAUACUGUCAUGAGACGUUGGUGAGAAGAGGGAUACUGUCAUGAGACGUGGGAUACUGUCAUGAGACGUUGGUGAGAAGAGGGAUACUGUCAUGAGACGAGGGAUACUGUCAUGAGACUAGAUGUGCUAGGUAGAUUGUAAAGACCUUUUUGAGAUUGAUAAAGCUGACUGUUGAGAGAUUGCCAGGAGUGUUGUGAGAUGAUUAAGUGCAGACUUUGUAGGACACUGUAAGAUGGUUUAUGUUACCUCCCUGGCCUCCUCUCUCCUGUACAUUCCAGUUUUUUUGGGGGGGGAUACAUAAAAACCUAAGUAUGU